This is a messenger RNA of Pelmatolapia mariae (spotted tilapia), 2576 nucleotides long. Its product is annotated as protocadherin gamma-A11-like. Gene Ontology annotation, biological process: homophilic cell-cell adhesion. The coding region runs from base 186 to 2576 and encodes 796 amino acids. The transcript has a single exon. Gene Ontology annotation, cellular component: plasma membrane. Gene Ontology annotation, molecular function: calcium ion binding. NCBI's taxonomy places the organism in Eukaryota, Metazoa, Chordata, Actinopteri, Cichliformes, Cichlidae. The record is from RefSeq and is a predicted model, not a curated record.
CAAAGCACUGUUCACUGACCGGGAAUCUUUUAGAUGGAUACAGCGAUCUGAUGGACUAUUAUUUCACUGUUUGGGAGUAAUAUAUGUUCCUUUAUCUAUAUCUUUUCAUGUGGAAACAUUAUUUUUUGUCGUGAUUCCCUUUGCAAAAGACGUUCUGUGGUGCAGCGUAUAUUUUGAACAGAACAAUGAGACGGCAAGUACUGUUUUUUAUCUCGAUCUUCUAUAUAGGUUAUGUUGUCGGUCAAGUGAGCUUCUCUAUUCCGGAGGAAAUGCCAAAGGGGUCUGUUGUCGGAAAUAUAGCUCGAGAAUUGGGCAUAGAUGUGAGGAGACUAAAGUCAGGUAAAUCUCGUAUAUUUACGAGCGACAGCGCAGAAUACAUAGAGCUGAGUAGGGAGAGAGGAGUCCUCCUCGUCAAAGAGAGAAUCGACAGAGAGUCACUCUGCAGACAGACGACGCCUUGUGCUUUGCAUUUGCAGAUUAUUCUAGAAAACCCAAUGGAGCUUUUUCGAAUAACGGUCGAAAUCACUGAUAUAAACGACAACAGUCCAAGUUUUAAAAACGAUGAGAAACGUUUUGAAAUAAGCGAAUCCGCAGUUACAGGAUCGAAAUUCGUGUUAGAAAGAGCGGUCGAUGCAGAUAUUGGAAUAAAUGGCCUGAAAAAUUAUAGCCUGAGACCUACAGAUAACUUUGUUCUGAGAAUCGAAAAUCAGGCUGAUGGACAUAAAAAGGUUGAAAUGGUUUUACAAAAGCCGUUAGAUCGAGAAAAGCAGGAACAAAUAUCAUUGUUGUUAAACGCCGUAGACGGAGGGGAUCCUCAAAUGUCGGGUACGGUAAAGAUUUAUGUGACCGUACUCGAUGUGAAUGACAACGCUCCGGUUUUCACGAAGUCGGUUUACAAGGCGGCUAUAGCCGAAAACUCUCAGAAAGGAACAACAGUGACAACAGUGAGCGCUUCUGAUGCAGAUAAAGGGACAAAUGGGGAUGUUUCUUAUUUAGUAUCAGCUACAAUGGAUAGUGUAUCUGACAUAUUUACAGUAAAUCAAAAUGGUGAAGUAAUAUUAGUUGGUGAAGUUGACUUUGAAAAAGCCAAGUAUUACCAAAUUGAUAUUGAGGCCAAAGACAGUGGUGGUCUUUCUGAUUCCAGUAAGGUUAUAGUUGAUGUUAUUGACAUUAAUGAUAAUGAGCCUGUAAUCAGUAUACUUUCGAAAUCAGAUUCUAUUCCUGAAAACUCUCCCCAUAAUACAGUUAUAGUUAUGUUCAGUGUCUUUGACCCAGAUUCAAGUAAUAAUGGUCAAGUAAACUGCAGAUUAAAUAGUAACAUACCAUUUACUAUUACAGCUGCCUCAAAUGAUUUCUACAGCUUGGUAACAGACAGUGAUUUAGACAGAGAGAGAGCCUCUGAGUGCAACAUCACUUUGACCUGCUCUGAUGAGGGAGUGCCCUCCCUCUCCAGCAGCGUCAUUCUCACCUUACAGAUCUCAGACGUAAAUGAUAACGCGCCUGUCUUUGAGAGGAGCUCAUAUGAGGCCUAUGUUGUAGAAAACAACACACCAGGUCUCUUGAUAUUCACAGUCAAAGCCACAGACGCUGACUGGAACCAGAAUGCCCGUGUUUCUUACAUACUGGAGGACUGCUCCAUUAACGGAGUGCCAGUCUCUUCAUAUGUGUCGGUUAGUGCUGAUAGUGGAGUCAUCCAUGCAGUGCGCUCUUUUGACUAUGAGCAGAUCAAAGAUUUCCACUUCCACGUAAAAGCGCAGGAUGGAGGCUCUCCUCCACUCAGCAGCAACGUGACUGUGAAAGUAAUGAUCCGGGACCAGAACGACAACCCCCCUCAGGUUCUGUACCCAGUCCAGACUGGUGGCUCUCUGGUGGCUGAAAUGGUGCCUCGUUCAGCAGAUGUGGGCUAUCUGGUGACUAAAGUGGUGGCUGUUGAUGUGGACUCUGGACAGAAUGCCUGGCUCUCCUAUAAACUGCAGAAAGCCACAGACAGGGCGCUGUUUGAAGUGGGCUUACAGAAUGGAGAAAUCAGAACUAUCCGCCAAGUCACUGAUAAAGAUGCUAUCAAACAAAGACUGACUGUUAUAGUGGAGGACAACGGGCAGCCCUCUCGUUCAGCUACAGUCGUUGUUAACGUGGCGGUGGCGGACAGCUUCCCUGAAGUGCUGUCGGAGUUCACUGAGUUGACACACGACAAGGAGUACAAUGACAACCUGACUUUUUACUUAGUCUUGGCUCUGGCUGUAGUUUCCUUCCUCUUCAUCACGUGUUUAGUGGUUAUUAUAUCAGUCAAAAUCUACAGAUGGAGACAGUCUCGCAUCCUGUAUCACUCCAACCUGCCUGUCAUUCCAUAUUAUCCACCACGUUACUCAGACACUUUGGGCACAGGGACUCUUCCACAUGUGUACAAUUACGAGGUGUGCAGGACGACUGACUCCAGAAAGAGUGACUGUAAGUUCGGCAGAGCUGGUAGUCAGAACGUGCUGAUAAUGGACCCCAGUUCUACAGGAACGAUGCAGCGGAUACAGAGUGAAAAGAGCAUCCUGGAUGAACCAGACUCUCCUCUAGAGGUCAGUUAA